AUGGGUACACCUGUCCCACAUCCCCGAGGUUGGCCAAUGAUGGGCAACUCACUAGACGGAAUGAACCAUGCCCAGUAUCAUGAAAAAUAUGGCCCGAUAUUUCAACUUGUUGACGGCCCAGGCAAAAGGCCAACAUUAUUUGUGUGCUCAGUGGAACUGUUGAAUGAAAUUUGCGACGAGAAAAGAUUUGCCAAAAUGCCCAGACGAGGGGGGCUUUUUGAGGUACGAAACCUAACACAUGACGGGCUAUUUACUGCGUCACAUGGGGAACAUAAUUGGGGAAUCGCACACCGAGUUCUCAUGCCUGUCUUCAAUGGCAUUGCUAUCAAGAACAUGUUUGAGGAAAUGUACGACAUCGCUAGCCAGUUGGUUUUGAAGUGGGCGAGGUCUAGUCCUGGAACUAAAAUCAACGUGACUGGAGACUUCACAAGACUUACCCUAGAUACACUGGCUCUGACUACCAUGGAUACGCGUUUUAACUCCUUUUACUCCGAAACACCGCACCCCUUCGUUAGCGCUAUGGUCUCGUUUCUUACUGAAUGCAGCUCGAGAAGUAAGCGGCCUGAUUUUGUAAGUGACUAUGUAUUUAGAGGCUCCACGCAAAGAUACUGGGAAGACGUCAAAACUAUGAGGGAAAUAGGUCGUGAAGUCGUUCAUAAACGGCGAAAUAGCUCAUAUCGCAAAAAGGACCUUAUUGAUGCUAUGAUACAUGAGGUGGAUCCUAAAACAGGCCAGAAGAUGACAGAAGAAAGCAUAAUCGAUAAUAUUACUACAUUCCUCAUUGCUGGCCACGAAACAACUUCGGGACUGCUGUCAUUUAUGCUUUACGAACUGGUCAAAAACCCGGAGGUCAUGGAGAAAGCUAAAGCCGAAGUGGAUGCCGUUCUCGGACAGGGUUCGAUGACUCCAGAAAUGCUAUCCCAGCUCCCUUACCUGACGGCGGUAAUCAGAGAAACACUGAGGCUCCACCCAACGGCGCCUGCGUUUUCAGUCGUACCCAAACAAGAUGCAUGUGAUGACUCCCCCAUUUUCAUUGGUCAGGAGCAAUACCAGGUUGGUAAAAACCAGACGAUAGUUGCAGUUCUCCAAGAAAUCCAUGAAGACCCCACGGUCUACGGAGAGGAUGCAGACAAGUUCAAACCUGAGCGGAUGUGCGAUGAACACUUCUACAAUUUACCAAAAGGAGCCUAUAAGCCUUUCGGAAAUGGUGCGCGAGCGUGUAUCGGUCGUGCUCUAGCCCUGCAAGAAGCGACCAUGACAAUGGCACUACUCAUCCAAAAUUUCGAAUUUGAUUUUGCCGAUCCCGACUACAAUCUUGCCAUAAAGAAGACACUCACCAUUAAACCAACAGGCUUCCAGGCAGUUGCCAGGCUUCGUGUUGGACUAACCCCAACAUUCGUGCAGAGAAGGCUUUUGAAUCAGGACGUAAAGGAGCUGGCUCGGCCCAAGUCUAAUACAAUCACGACUAUUAUCGAUGGCAAGGGAGAAACACACGAACCAAGGCCAGAAACUCCGACAAAAUUAGUGGACCUUAUCAUCUGCUAUGGAUCUAACACUGGCACCUGCCAGACGUUGGCACAUACGCUUGCCGGUGAAGCCCCCAAACAUGGUUUCUGUCCAGCAGUGAUGUCCAUGGAUCAAGCAGCAGAAAACAUUACCACCUACGCAAAAGUGCCGGUCGUGGUUAUCACAGCCAGCUAUGAGGGCCAGCCUCCCGACAAUGCCACUUCGUUUGCGAGUUGGUUGGCGAACCUGGAGACAGAAGGCAAAACAAAAUCCCUAGAUGGACAUGUUCACGCAGUUUAUGGAUGUGGACAUCGUGACUGGGUCACCACUUUUCAGAAGGUACCGACCUGGGUGGACAACGCUUUGAUGGCAUGCGGCAGCUACGCGGUUGUAAAAAGAGGGUUCUCGGAUGUUUCAUACGACGAUACUUUUAAUGACUUUGACCUAUGGGCUGACAAGUCACUGUGGCCAGCUUUGACUCAAGAGUACUUCAAUUACCACUCAACCAACAAGGGAAACCUCGAAAGAGGCAUAAAGAAGCCAAAAGCAGAAGCGAAAACUUCAAGCUUUGAAGUGGUUCCUAGUAGCCGGGUGCAAGAGCUAGAUUAUGACGGUCGUGAAGGCACUGUCCUAGAGUCGACAUUACUGACUGUGCCCGGAGAGCCCGAAAAGCGACAUAUCAAAAUCCAGCUCCCAUCUGGUAUGGAGUAUAGCACUGGUGAUUACCUAGCAGUUCUACCAGUCAACCAUGACGAGACGGUCAAGGUAGCAAUGACAAGGUUUGGACUGGCAAUAGACUCGCAGGUUGUCUCAAGCAAAAGCAUAAACGGCCUACCCGAGCCGAGAUCCAGGAGUGCAUAUAUCAUGCUAAAAGAGCUUGUGGAGCUAAAUCAUCCAGCUACUGAUAAGAACGUCCGCGCCAUUGCACUCUCAAUCCCGGAACAAUCUGAAAAGAACGCUCUUGAAGCGGUUGUCUCGUCAAAGCAGGGCAGGGAGCAACGUCCUAGUCUUUUACAUUUGCUCCUCAUGUUUCCAUCAGCAAACAUGUCCUUUGCAGAAUAUCUUUCAAUGCUCCCGCCUCUGCAUAUUCGCCGAUAUUCAAUUUCUUCCUCGCCACUUCCUGACCCUAGAUCAUGCACUCUUACCUAUGGCGUGGCGAAUUUUGGACCAGAGGCAGGUCGAAGUGAAUUCAGAGUUUUCGGCGCAGCUUCAAAUUAUUUGGCCAACUUGAAGGUGAACGACCGACUUUUGGUGUCUCUUCGUCCUGGAAAUGCACACUUUCGCCUUCCUAGAGAUUUGACUGCCACACCAAUCAUUUUAGUAUGCGCCGGUUCUGGCUUGGCACCUUUUAGAGGAUUUGUAGAGGAACGGGCUACUUUCAUAAAGACAAACCCGGAAACCCCUUUGGCGAGGUGUAUCUUAUUAAUUGGAUGUCGGCACCCCGAAAAGGAUGCCCUGUAUCUGCAGCAUCUGGAAGAAUGGGAGAAAGCCGGAGCGAUGGAGUUACAAUAUGCUUUUAGUGCUACCCCAGAGAAGAGCCAUGGCUGCAGGUAUGUUCAAGACCGGUUGUGGAAAAGUCGAGAAAGUCUAAUGCCACUUCUACUCAAUGGUGGAGGAAAAAUGUUCUUUUGUGGAGGAGCAAAAGCUCUUGAAGGUGUGACCAAAUCCGUUGUUCAAGCGUACGCAGAACAAACAGAAAAAUCAUUGGAUGAAGCUUCAAUUUGGUUCAGAGCAAUCCGCAAUCAACAAUUUGUCAGUGAUGUUUUUAACUAA
This is a messenger RNA of Talaromyces rugulosus, 3279 nucleotides long. RefSeq lists its product as uncharacterized. The transcript has 7 exons. The coding region runs from base 1 to 3279 and encodes 1092 amino acids. The record is from RefSeq and is a predicted model, not a curated record. Gene Ontology annotation, molecular function: aromatase activity; iron ion binding; heme binding. Lineage: Eukaryota; Fungi; Ascomycota; Eurotiomycetes; Eurotiales; Trichocomaceae. Gene Ontology annotation, cellular component: cytosol.